Molecule: messenger RNA, 4978 nt
Organism: Chara braunii
Lineage: Eukaryota; Viridiplantae; Streptophyta; Charophyceae; Charales; Characeae
Source: the annotation of a GenBank genome assembly
GUGGCAGAUGUGGAGCUGGCUGUCAGCCUAAGAGGAAAUUGGCCCUUUGAGAUGCAGGGUGUUCCGGAGGGAGAAGAAGAUACACUUGAUGCGGACAGAACCUUAUACAUUGGAAACCUCCCACUUGUAAGGGACGAUCUGGAGGUUGAUCUAUCAUGCUGGUUGGACAUGAUGACGGGCAUCAGUCCCAGCAAAUUGACAGGGAGGGAUCAUCAGUUGUUUUUCGCAAAGGAUAUGUCUUGUGCACAUGUGCUGUUCGACAGUUGCUUAACACGAGAGUUGGUGCUUGGGUCUGCCAUCCUCACCCCGAAAAUGCUGGUUUUCCAUGAGAGGAUGCUGUUCCUGUGUUGGCAUAAGUCAUAUGUACCAUUCCUCUGUUACAACAGGGAAGUUAUGUCCAGUUCUGCUCCUCGGAGUAAGUGCUCAAAUGGCACCUUUGAUGGAGGCAAGCGGCAUCCACUCCAAUCAAAUGGGCUAGGGACUGCCACCACAGUAAGGACACAAACCUCACUGGUGGGAAAAUCAGUCAGCACUAGAGAUGAUCGAAGGUGCGAAGCAUCCAAGGAGUACCCAUGCACAUCAGACCAGGCAGCAGCACGCACAGCCAGGACCCCAGCACCAGUUGAAGUAGUGGAAAGUGCUGUGAGCAUUAAAGGUGGAGAUGGGGGGAUGAACAUGUUGCCGAGGGUCGCGGUGCAGGAGACAUGGGAGUUGCGAAGCUUCCCGCUCUCAGGAAUGCCAUCUGGAGGCGUAGGGACGCAUGGGACGAGGCCAGCAGGCUUUGGUUUAUCCCCUGGUAGUCCUGCACGAUUUAGUGAUUUGGCAGAAGCAGAGGAGGGUAUGGUAAGAGAUGUGGGGGGGGGUUGGCAGGCGAGGAGGGGGGAAGGAGAAGUAGGUCAGUGUGGAGAUCGCGGGGCACUCUGGCCGUUUGCAGUAGGUAGCGAGGGCAGGUGUGAGAGAGAAGGAAACACAGUUGAGAGGGAGCGAAGAGAGGCAGGAUUUCAGGGCUGGGAUUUACCGGGGACAGGGCUGAACCGUAGGGAAAGAAACAGCCAGAAAACAGCCGAGUAUCCUCUUAGGGAAGAGGAGGGCAGAUUACAAGCAGGAGUUCAUGGAGCGUAUCAGGGUAAGGCAAGAGACGGGGUAGUCGUUUGGCAGGAGAGAAGGUGGGAUGGGCAGGGAGCACGGGGGGCAGAUCACCGGGGACGUUUGUCGUUCACAGCUGAUAGAGAGGCCAACUGUUAUAGAGACGACAAUGCAGUUGAGAGGGAGCAAAGAGGCAGGGGGUUGCAUAUAACAGGGCUGGGUGGUAGAGAUUCUAGAGAAAGCAGCAGGCAAAACCUGAAUCCAUGUUCUGUGAGGGUAGAGGAGGACAGAUUACAAGGGGCAGAUCACCAGGGAUAUUUCUCGUUCCCAGUAGAUAGAGAGGCUAACUGUUAUAGAGAAGGGAAUGCAGUUGAGAAUGAGCAAAGAGGCAGGGGGUUGCACAUGACAGGGCUGGAUGGUAGAGAAAGCAACAGGCAGAACCUGACUCCGUGUUCUGUGAGGGGAGGGGAGGACAGAUUACGAAAGGGAGAUCAUGGGGAACUGAGGGCAUUUGGACGAGCUACAGACAGAGGCUGGGAUCAGGCAGGAGAAGAAAGGCUCAGGGACUCAGGGAUGAUGGUGGAUAGACCUACGUCUCCACCUAGAGGGCUUGAAGAAGGCCGAUGGGGUCAGAAAGCCCGUGAAUCCCUGAGUACCAAAUCGCGAGUCCACGAUCGGACGGAGAGGGAUAGUCGCAAGCGGAGCAGAAGCUGUGAAUCCGGUGAAAGGAAGCUUUCUUCCAGAGGGAGGAGCAACGAGAGGAGUGGAAGUGGAGGGAGACGUCGCAGGGAGAGUAGCAAUGAUGUGUGGCCUGAAAAGGACAGAGUGAAAGAAGAGGUGAUGCAUCAGAGAGAUGAAAUUGGGGAAGAUUGGAGGUGUGAAAGGGCGAGAAAGUAUAAAGAAGGGAGGUCUUGGAGAGAUGGGAUUGAAGGAUGGAGGUUGGGACAGAGCUCCGACAGAGAUGGAAGUGGGGAAGACGGGAGGUCUCGAAAAGCUAGAAGUCCAGAGGAGGGGAGGGAGUCUCUUAGAAAGAGAGUCAUGGAGGAAGAAAGAUAUGGCAGGGAAACAGGAAGACAUUGCAGGGAGGAAGGAAGGUAUUCCAGGGAGGAAGCACUAUAUCACAGGAAGAGUUGUGGUGAAUCUGCAAACGUGAGAACAUGGGGGGGGUUAAUGUCGGACAUGGAUGAACUGGGAGACGAUCGGAGGUCUGGCGGUGAGAGGAAAUUGAAAGAAUCAAGGUCUGAGAGAGAGAGGAGUAACGAAGGAUGGAGGCCGGUAAAGAGCCACGACGAAGAAAGGGCUAGGCCUGACGGAGAUGGAAGUGGAGGAGGUAGGUCUCGGAGAGAAACAAGUUUGGGAGCCGGGAGGAGAUCUGUCAGAGAGACAAGAGAGGAAGAAAGACAAUCUGUUAGGGAGGAAGCUAGGGAAUCUUGCUGGGAGAGAGGUAGGAACGAAGAGAGGCCUGCAAAGGACAGAAUUAAAAAAGAGGUGAACUCUGAUGAAGAUGGCGUCGGAGGAGGUUGGAGGUCUGGCAGUGGUGGUAGGAAGUUGAACGAAUGCAGGUCUGGGAGAGAGAGCGGCAACGGAGAAUGGACGUUGGGAAAGAGCCGCGACGAAGAAAUGUUAAGGUCUGACAGAGGUGGAAGUGGAGGGGAUGGGAGGUCCGGGAUAGCAACGAGUGUGGAAGAGGGGAGGAGCACUAUCAGAGAGAGAAGUAGGGAAGGAAGGAGAUGUAUUGGAGAGGAAAACAGGGAAAAAGGAAGAUCUUGCGGGGAGAGAAGUGGGAACGAAGGGCGGCCUGCAAAGAACACAAUGGAAAAAGAGGUAGCGGCUGAUGGAGAUGGCAUUGGAGGAGAUUCCAGGUCUGUCAGAGAGAAAUCUGUUGGAAAGGAAAAUAGGGGAGAACGAAGGCCUUCCAGGGACAGAAUUAGGAGGGAAGGGAGGCAUGCAAAGGACAGAGUUAAGAAAGAGGUCAUGUCUGAUGAACAUGACAUUGGGGGAGAUUGCAGGUCUGUCAGAGAGAAAUUUGUUGAAAAGGAAAAUAGGGGAGAAGGAAGGCCUUCCAGGUACAGAAGUAGGAGGGAAGAGAGGCAUGCAAAGGAAGAGGUUAAGAAAGAGGUAAUGUCUGAUGAACAUGACAUUGGGGGAGAGAGGAGGUCUGGCAGUGAGAGAAAGUCGAAAGAACCGAGAUCAGGGAGAGAGAAUAGCGAAGAACGGGGUUCAAAGGGAAGAGUUAAGAAAGAGGUAAUGUCUGAUGAAUGUGACAUUGGGGGAGAAUGGAGGUCUGGCAGUGAGAGAAAGCCAAAAGAACGGAGGUGUGGGAGAGAGAGUAGCGAAGAAAGGAGGUCGGGAAAGAGCUGCGAUGACAGAGAUGAACAUGAAGGAGAUGGGAUAUCUGGAAGAGCGACUAGUUUGGAAGAGGGGAGGAGAGAGAGGAGUAGCGAAGAACGUGGUCCGGGAAAGAGCUGCGAGGAAGAAAGUGCAAGGCCUGACAGAGAUGAACGCGGAGGAGAUGGGAUGCCUGGCGGAGCAACUAGUUUGGAAGAGGGGAGGAGCACUGUCAGAGAGACAAGUGGGAAAGAGGGGAGGAGCAGAGAGACAAGUGGGGAAGAGAGGAGAUCUUUUGGAGAGGAAGAUGGGGAGGAAGGAAGGAGAUUUAUCACAGAGAGUAGGGGAGAUGGGGGAAAGUCUAGCGGAGAGAGAAGCAGUGGGGGGGCUGCAAGAGACAGAAGCAACGAAAUGAGCAGACAGGCUGAAGAGGGGAGGAGCACUGUCAGAGAGACGAGUGUGGACGGGGGGGGAUCUACUGGAGAGGAAGAUGGGGAGGGAGGGAGGAGAUUUGUAACAGAGGGUAGGGGAGAGGAGGGAAAGUUUAGCGGAGAAAGCAGCAGUGGGGAAGGUGCAAGCAUGCCGGAUACAUUUCAGGGACACAGUGCAAACAACUCCGAGAGCCACGAGAAAACAGAUGGAAUAUGUUGUAGUGCUUUGAGUGAUUUGGAUGUGGCGGAUGUGGAGGGAGGGCGUGGAGAUGAGGCAGCGUGUAACCACACCACGAAGACGCAGAGUCCAGAUUUACGCAAGAGUAGAGUCUCCAGAUGGAGAGAGCUCAGAGAUACGUUGAAGACACAAUGUAUGGAGAGGAAAAAUGAGUCUGGAGAAGAGAAGGGGGGGGAGGGCGAGGAAAGAAGUAGAGAGUGCAGCGAUGCUUUACACAGGCAAUCUGUGGAGAUCAAAUAUGAGUCUGGAGAGGAAGAGGAGGAGGAGGAGGAGGAGGAGGAGGAGGAGGAGGAGAAACAAAGUAGAUCCAACUGCAAACCAGAAUGCUAUGUCAUAAGCGACGAUUCACACGAAGAGAAAGGGACACAGACGGACGAAGAGAAAGGAACACAGACGGAAGAGGUGGAAGAGGAACAAAAUAAGACAGACUAUAUAGACUUAAGUGAUGCAAGCAGUGAAGACGCUGUCCGGGACGGAGGAAAGAGAGGAAGGGAAACACACAGCAGUCGUAAACAAAAGACUAUCCCUCAGUUUGACUUGAACUCUAUGCCUGAUUCCACAGACUGACUACGACAUUGGCGGGUCUGUGGGCCAAAGAAGAAAUGCCUGUUUCCACUGCACUACAGGUGAGGAUUCUUUCGUUCGAUUGUCCAAUGGCAGUUGCGGAGGGAGGUGUCUGGUUUGCUCUGGGGAUUUGCAGGUCUCGGGCAUCACGAACGCGACAAGCCCUUCCCUGCCGUUCGUGGAUUUCGUUGUUUCCUUCCAACGUAGACAUCCUUGAAAAAUUGAGCUCUACCUCUUUGUUUUUUGUUUUUUUUGUGUGUGUGUGGGGGCAGGCAGCUCUUCGUUUAGUUUCUCUUUUGCUCUUUCGUUUCAGUAAAUGUUGUACCUCUUG